This is a messenger RNA of Malaclemys terrapin pileata, 3656 nucleotides long. RefSeq lists its product as uncharacterized. The coding region runs from base 227 to 1342 and encodes 371 amino acids. Lineage: Eukaryota; Metazoa; Chordata; Testudines; Emydidae. The transcript has 2 exons. Gene Ontology annotation, cellular component: nucleus. The record is from RefSeq and is a predicted model, not a curated record.
UUGGGGAGCGGCGCGCGCCGGCUCCCUGCGCGGGGUGGGGCCGCCAGGACACCGACUCCCGCCCUCUCCCCAUGUCAACAAGCGGGGCGCGGGGCGCCUGCGCCGGGGGCUUGCGCGUCCCCCGCUCUCGUGCGCGGCGUUGGUCUCCCGAGCAGGGCCCGGGCUGUGGCCUAGCGGCGGCCGCACACCGAUCGCGGCGGCCCGCGGGCCCCGCCCGCCGGGGAGGAUGAUGGCCGAGGACUCGCCCAAGCGGCGCAAGGCCAAUUUCAACGAGGCGGAGACCGAGGUGCUGAUCGAGCAGGUGCUGAAGCACGAGCAGCUGCUGUUCGCGGCGGGGCCGGGCCGCGCCUCCCCGGGUCAGAAGCGGCGGGUGUGGGAGCUGAUCCGGCACAAGGUGAACCCGGUGGCCGCCUGCCCCCGCGACGUGGAGGAUCUCAAGAAGCGCUGGAGGGACUUGAAGCGGCGCGACCGCAGCAAGCUCUGCCGCCUCUCGCAGGGCUGCGGCCCCGCCGGCCACCCCGGCGGGCUCGGCCUGCUGCUGUGCACGGAGGAGAUGGCCCAGCCCGCCCCGCAGCCCGACCACCACCGCGCCUACGGCUCCGCGCUGGGCCCCGCCGAGGCCGUGCCUAUCGUGGGCGGCAUUGACACGCUGGACCUGCCCGGAGCCUCCGUGGUGGAUAUCGGGUUUACAGAUGAUCCUGGUCCAUCCCACCAACCCUGUCUUGAGAAGAUGAAUUUAAAAGAGGAAAUAGUAGUGAAGGUAGUGGAGCCGGAAGAAAGUUCUGAGGACAUGGCUGUGGUUCCACCUAGCCAGGAGCAACUGCCCUUUCUGGGAACAGCUGGGGGUGGCUUGUCUGGGAAAGUAAAAGCCAAAACAAAAGGCCGGUCUCAGACAGACCAAAAUGAAAUUACUGAAGAGGACCUAAUGCAGAUCCAGCAGAACCAGAUGCAGGUGAUCCAGUCUGGCUUUGACAGUGUCAACCACAACCUUCGGCUGCUGCAGCAAGGCAUGCAAGAUCUCAGCAACAGCCUCAGUAUUAUGGCACACACACUGGUGGCUAUCAAAAAUGUUUAUGUGAAAAACAACACUGGCCCAACCACCUAUGCCACCACCUCUACUCAGACCACAGCAGGGUACCUGAGUCCUGGGUCUCCCCAGGUCUCCCCAGCUGAGGACAGAGGCAGAGCACAGGUGGCUGGAAGCAGCAGCAGAAGCAGCAGCUGCAGUUCCAGCUCUAUGUCUCAAGAACCAGGCCCUUCGGAAUUUCCUAGACCACCCCUGAGAACCAUUAAGAAAGAACAUCCAAAUGGCUGCUACUAUUUCUGUUUUGCAGAUGUGUAAAACUUGAAUAUGUGUAAAGUGACUGAUGUUAGAGGUGCUGUUGUAUGCGCUGCUCCACCCUGUGACUAUAAUGGAGCAAACUGGACGUGCCUCCUGCUCUUUUUUCCCCAGUGGGGAAAGUUUCACAUUAGGUGGUAUUUGACACUAACUACCAAUCUCCCAUGUGUUAACACUAACUGUUGCAGUUGGUUAAUGUCUCUCUUCGGUUUUUCUUCACCGUCUUCUUUCAAAAAAAAAAUCAAAUUUAUUUUGACUAAGACUCUUGUCUGUAUCCUCUUUGGGUUAAUGUGAUUUUUUUUUUUUAACAUAAAAGGCAUGAUGGAGUGGGGUGCAAAGGUAAUGUUACAGUUAUUGAAUAACCGAAGCAGAAUCUGUUAGUUACACAAGUUGUGUAUUUUUUUUAAACCCAACUGCAAAAAUAGUUGACUUUAUUUAGUAUCUGCUAUUUUUAUUGUAUUUUAAAAAAGACUUUUAAAAAAAAUCUGGGCUGUGCAAGGUAUCCCCAGGGUUUGGCAACUUUACCUCUUGGGGAGAUGGGAUAGAACUAGGCCACAGAGCUGCUGAUCCAUGAAUGUGCUGCUCAGAUUUCAUCCAGCAUUGAUCUGUCUGGUCCCUGUUCAUUUCCAGCUCUUCAGAUGCACCUUCCCUGCAGAAGCAUUUUGCUUACCUGCAAUGAAAGUGGAGUCUAUUCGUCACAUAAGUAUUUAAAAAGAGAAAUACAGCAAAAAAAAAUUCAUUUCUGGUGAGUGAUGCCUGCUCUCAAUAUGGAACAGUCUUUGCUGGUAUAGCUUAGCACCAGGUUCUGUCUUCAACAGAGCCAGCAUGCUUUCUGGGGACAAAUGUCACAUUGUUUGAAAGAGGUAAAAAAGAAACCCAUGUUCUAUAUUGUCCAGAACUGACAGUAGACUUGCUACUCAAAGUAUAAUAGUUAGGGUUUGGUUAGGCUGGGGUAGAGCAAGUGCUCUCUCCUGGCUCUUGAAAGAAUUCCAUUGGCUGGGCCUCUGUUUGGGUGGUAGUGGUAGAAGAUCUUCCAUUUCCUUAUCAUUAUUUAUAUCAUAGCACUUAGGAACCCCAGUCAUGGAUCAGGACCACAUUGUGCUAGGCACUGUACAAACAUAGAAGAAAAAGAUAGUUCCAUACUACAUCUUGGGGGCAAGGAGAGUUUGAGGAGAAAACAAUUCCUAAAUGCCAGCCCAGGAGCAAAUAAGAGCCAAGAAUAGAAAGAACAAAAGUCUGCUUUUUGCAUUAAUUUCUACAGAUGACAAUGCAUUUAGUUUGAAUAUCAAAAUAGGGGAAUUGCUAUUUAACAGCUCUUCUUAAAUAAUGGUGACUUGUACAUAUGCCUGCUCUGUACACAUACCCACAGAGUCCAGCUCCCCCUUUCAGUGCCAGCGGAGAAAGCAUGUGGCUCUGUUAAGUAAGAAGACAUCAUUUUUACAAUCAGUUGUGACAGUAGUACUGCACUUUAAGGAGAUACCUUUCUGUUAAUCCUGAGGAAAUGAUGAAGCCCUUUGCUUUAAGCUAUGAUAAAGCUGAGAUGAUAUCAACAGCUUCCAGCAGUUGGGAGUGGUGCAAGGAUUUUUCCUCAGGCUCCAAAAUAACAUCCCCUUAUUACAGCCUGUGAAACUGCUACCUCAAGGUGAGCAAAAUCUCAGUCGCAUAGCCUGUACAGAGUCCCCACAACCAGCAUUUGGGACUAGCUGUAUAGAAGAGGGCUUGAUCAUGUUGAGAGCUCUGUGAUUUUAGCUGGCAGCUCCUCAAGUAUUGCUGAAGAAUGAAUCUCAAACACAUUAUCCAGAUGACUGAAAAGAAACAUCUGAAAAAUUUAAAAUUGGCAAGAGCAUACAGUGUCAAAAUUAAAUAUUCCCACGGACAUUUUUUCCAGCUAAUAUUAUACAGAAUGGGGGGGGGGCACUUAACUAACCCUCUAUCCCCCACAAUAGUUACUGUUGGCAGUUACUUCGCUUUCUACAGCAGGAGGAAAGAAACCAAAGGUUGAGACAAGGAUGGACUGUUACCCUACACCAGCACAAAGACAUGUGCUACCUGCUGACGCCAUGGUUGAAGAGGUUUAGACUUUGGAGCUUGGGGGUGUUCUAUCAGUAUUAGAUGCUAGAAUCACAAAUGCAAAAGUAGGGUUCUUUUGUCAUCACCUUUGGAAACUAUUGCGUUACUUUCUCCAACUCAUUAGUUUCCCUUUACUUCUGAUGAAAAGAUUCCCUUUUAUUCUCCUUUAUAUUAACUUCAGUGCCUGUAUAUAUUUUUUUUUAAUCUGGCAGCUGCUGCCUAAUUAAAAGCAAACCUGCAGUAGUAA